AAUUCUUAUAAACUUAGCAAUGUGCAUACGUGUACGAUAAAACAUGUCAGACUAUACUGACAGACAGUAAAUGGAGUAACACUGAUUAGGAUGUCAAAACUACUACAUCUCUGUAUAGUUUAUUUACAGAUAUGUAUUGUGUAUAUAGGAACUGUAUUCAUACAGGCUUCUCAAGAUAUAACAGAAUCUGAUGAGUGACUGUCAGAGUGAGGCUGUGUCGCAGUGUGAGACACAGUGUUGAUGGAGGUUCUUUCACUGCUAGGAUGGAUGUGUACAUUUUCCUCCAUUGCUGUGCAGUUUGUGGGCAUUGAAAUAUGUCUUCGAAUCUGGAAAAAAGGCAGCACCGGUGACAUCUCACCAGCCCCUUUUGUGGCUAACCUUAUUGCGGCCUCUCUCUGGAUUAAGUAUGGGUUGAUGACAGCGAUCCAGUCUCUUAUCAUUGUAAACUGUCUCGGAGCUCUAUUGGCGUUUAUUUAUGUGAUAUUUUUCUACAUUUAUUCCAUUAGAAAGAGCCUGAUCAGCCGGUUUAUGGUGGUCUGUUGCCUCUCCAUCUGUCUGCCUUAUUUGUAUGUCGAAAUGUAUUUAGAAGACUUGAAGGUGGCGGUAGAUCACCUGGGCAAGAUGUGUGUUGUCAUGACGAUAGUCAGCUAUGCUGCUCCCCUUGCCUCCUUGUUUGAUGUGUUCAGGACCCACAGCACAGAGUGCAUGUCCUUCCCCUUGGUGCUAGCUUAUUUCAUUGUCUCGGUCGAGUGGUUUAUUUAUGGGUCUUUUCUCAAAGAUCAAUACGUUCAGAUGCCAAACUUGAUUGGAAUAGCCUUAGGAGUCCUUCAGUUAGGAUUAUUUGUGGUAUUUCCCAACUCUAAGACAACCCUGCCCCAGACAGGUGGCGAAAAAUUGUGAUGUAUUUAAGCAACACAUUGUGAUGUGCAGAUCGAGGCAUCAUGUGUAGGGGGUUGAUGCUUACCUUAUAGACUGGUCUCCAUUGAAUUUCUACAAUGACUUUGUGCCAGAGCUUAUCCUCAAACUAUGUGAUAUUAUAGGAUCUUAUAUUGUCAUGUUGUUUUAGAGGGGAGGGGAGGUCAGGUUAAACAUUACAAAGGUAACGUUUCUAAUCUAUUUAAACUUAAAGUCCAAAAUUUUGUUAUUAUAUUAACGCACUUUCAUUCUUUACUAAUUUGUAUUAAUUACAGGCAGGAUUUUUAUUUAUUUAAUUUAUAUUUGGUAUAAAAACAAAACAAAUGUAUUUGCAAAAAUGAUAGUGUUCAAUUGAUUUUAUCUCCUUAUAAUUAUAAACAUGACAAUUACGCAUGAGUGAAAUUGACAUGAUUAGUACGCCUAAGUUAAAUUUUAUAUCCGAGUUAUGAACAGUGAAAACUUGUGGGCAAAUGUAUGAUAAAAAUAGAUAUAUUUGUCUCUUUCACUCUUCAAAUAGUUAGUAUUUAUAUAGUAUUUCUUCAGCACGUUAAAACAAAGAGAUCUAUAUUUUUACUGUAGAAGUAGCCAUGAUUAAGAUUUAUGAUAAAUCUUAUAAAUGAAAACUAGAUAAAUCAUAGGAUCUUGUUUCGAUUUGCAAAAAUCUUUUUUUUAUGAUAGAUUCACUAUUAUGUUUUAAUUCAAAAGUGAAUUUUUAUCACUCAGCAAAUGGAGAUUCUAUAGCAUAUAGUUUUUGGUCUGUCUGUUUGCAAAAAUCUUUGAUGAUUAUCUUGGCCAUAACUUUUGAGUGGAUGGUCUUAGGGUUUUCAUAUUUCACUUGUAUAUUCCUUGUGACAAUUAAUUAAGACCUUUCUUUUGAUUUCAAUAUUUUUUAACCUUGAUCUUGGGGUUUGACCUACUUUUGAAAAAACCCUUUAACCUUGGCCAUAACUUUUGAAGGUUAGUGCUACAUGUGUAAGGCUUUCAUAUUUCACGUGUAUUCCUUGUGACAAGAUUUCUUUGAAUACCAAAGCUUUUCAUCUCCAGACCUUGACUUGGAAUUUAAACUACUUUUGAAAAAUUAUAACCUUUUCCAUUAUCAACUUUGCUGCCGUACGGGGGCAUCAGUGUUUCACAAACACAAUCUGGUUUUCUCUACAUGAUAAAUAACCUUUUGUUAGAUGGAGAUCUCUUCCAUGACGCAAUAAUUUCAAUGUGACAUUUUUCAUUUUGUUGUCUGAUUUUGUGAAAGAGGCCUUUUGUGGUUAAAUUGCAUUCAUUGAAAUUUGUAUGACCAUGGUUUUAGAAGAGGCUUUUCGUGGCAAAACUGUAUUCAUUGAAAUUUGUAUGACCACGGUUUUAGAAGAGGCCUUUUGUGGUUAAACUGCAUUCAUUGAAAUUUGUAUGACCAUGGUUUUAGAAGAGGCUUUUUGUGGCAAAACUGUAUUCAUUGAAAUUUGUAGGACCAUGAUUUUAGAAGAGACCUUUUGUGGUUAAACUGCAUUCAUUGAAAUUUGUAUGACCAUGGUUUUAGAAGAGGCUUUUUGUGGCAAAACUGUAUUCAUUGAAAUCUGUAGCGCCUUUUAGGGAUUUUAGAUGCUCUGCAUCAAAUUGAAUUACGCUGUUCAUUACCUAUGUUAGAAUAUAUAAUACUCAAUUUUCAUGUCUAUGAAGAUGUUAGGUUUUUCUCAUCAAAAUUUUCUCCAUAUUCUGAUGUUUGAUGUCCAUCUGUAAACACUUUAUACUCGUGACUUCUUCAGAACCUCUCGUCCAAUUUCAACCAAACUUGGUGAGAAUUAUUCUCAGAUAAAGAGGAUAUCCCCUUGUUCAAAUCAAUAGUCAAGACCCACUGUAAAGGGAGAUAAUUGGAUUUAGAAUAAUAAGUUAAAGAUGGCUAUAUACAUAAUUUAUAUGUAAUCUCUGUGUGGUAUUGCACUCAUCUUAAGUAAGUGUAGAUGUAAGGGCUAACAGUUAUAAUUGUGGUCCCUGGAUUCGAACAUGUGACCUUUGAUCAUGAUGGAACUACAAAGAGGCGGAAAAAAUUUCAUACGACUAUAUACCAGUGUAAAAAGAAGAAAUCUUCACUCAAGAACCGCUUGGCUAUUUAUAGAAAUAAAUUUCAAUUCUGAAAAUAGAUGAGGACAGGAACUGUGACACUUUAUGCCAGUAUACUAGUAUUCAAAAACAGAAUCAAUGCAAAGGAGUAUUAUAUGUGUAUUAUUUAUUGUGUGUUAAAUUGGAUCCUCUGUAUCAACACUGCCGUUGGGGGUGUACUGUUAUAGUACAGGCUAGUCUAUAGUGUUAUAAUAUUUUAAUUUCAACAUAAUCUACAAAUUUCUGUAUAUUUGAAAUCUUUGUUUGCAUGCAUGCCUGAUGAUUGUUGAAAGAAAAAAAUGUGUUAAUUAUCGUUAAUUUAUCUGGUAUGUCCGAAUAGUUUUUCCUGUGAACAGUAUCAUUAUGAUUACAAGUAUAUAUGUAUACAUGGACCAAAUGCAUUUGAUUUAGAAUGAGUUAUUUAUAGCGAGUACAAGUAACGUUUUUUUUCGACAUUAAUUGUGCUGAUUAUCAUGAGUGCCACAUACAUUGUAUGUAAUUACGACAAGCAGAUUGUACAUGUAAAGUUUAAUUUUUCUCAAGUGCUAAUUAUAUUGAGACUCAGUGCUAAUUAUAACAAUUAUAGGUAAAGUUUAAAUUUUUCACAUGUGCUAAUGGUAUCGAGACUCAAUGCUAAUUAUAACAAGUAUAAUGUAAUGUUUAAUUUUUCACAUUGUGCUAAUUAUAUCGAGACUCAAUGCUAAUUAUAAAAAGUAUAAUGUAAUGUUUAAUUUUUCACAUGUGUUAAUUAUAUCGAGACUCAAUGCUAAUUAUAACAAGUAUGAUGUAAUGUUUAAUUUUUCACAUGUGCUAAUAUUUAAUUUUUAUAUGUGCUAAUUAUAACAAGUAUAAUGUAAUGUUUAAUUUUUCACAUGUGCUAAUAUUUAAUUUUUAUAUGUGCUAAUUAUAACAAGUGCUAAUUAUAACAAGUGCUAAUUAUAACAAAUGCACAUGUUUAAUUGUUGCCUGUAAUCGUUUUUAAGUUUAUGAAUAAUCUGUGUGUCUGUCAACUUGUGAAAGAAGGUAUACAUGAGGUUUAUAAUUUACGUUGUAUUACACUCUCCGGGUCAGGGUUGCUUCGAGUUCUACUUUCCCCCUGUCGUUUAUCAUUGAAUCCUCUUUAUUGUUGACUUCUCUCUCAAUAUGAUAAAAGUUAAAUGUUAUAUAUCCAUUAGUGUAAUGAAUAUGUGAGUGGAUCUAUUGUUAAUUAGAUUACUUCUGUCCAUGAUAUUAUUUCAAAAUAUGUGAUACUUGUGCCUUUAAUGUUGUGCAAUAAACUUGUUGCAUCUCCUGUAUUACUUACAUGUAUUAAAUGUGCCUUGUAUGUUGUUUAAA
Ostrea edulis (European flat oyster) is the source of this 4341-nucleotide messenger RNA. RefSeq names its product sugar transporter SWEET1-like. The record is from RefSeq and is a predicted model, not a curated record. Bases 241 to 900 code for a protein of 219 amino acids. Gene Ontology annotation, cellular component: membrane. Lineage: Eukaryota; Metazoa; Mollusca; Bivalvia; Ostreida; Ostreidae. Gene Ontology annotation, molecular function: sugar transmembrane transporter activity. Gene Ontology annotation, biological process: carbohydrate transport. The transcript has 7 exons.